Messenger RNA from Penicillium olsonii, 1266 nucleotides. The record is from the annotation of a GenBank genome assembly. NCBI's taxonomy places the organism in Eukaryota, Fungi, Ascomycota, Eurotiomycetes, Eurotiales, Aspergillaceae.
AUGUCUUCAGAUUACGCUAUUGGUCAAUUCCGUUUCCUCCAGCGUCUUCUGUUGGUCCACGGCAGAUGGUCCUACCGUCGUCUCGGAGAGUGCACGGCCAACUUCUUCUACAAGAACCUGGUGUGGACGUUUGCUCUUUUCUGGUACUGUAUCUACAACGACUUCGAUUGUUCCUAUCUCUUCGACUACACCUACAUCAUCUUGGUCAACCUUGCCUUCACUUCUCUUCCUGUGAUCUUCAUGGGUAUCUUCGAUCAAGAUGUGGAUGACAAAGUUUCUCUGGUCGUGCCUCAACUUUACAUGAGAGGUAUUGAGCGCAAAGAAUGGUCGCAGACCAAGUUCUGGUUGUACAUGGCCGACGGAGGUUAUCAGUCCAUCAUCUGUUUCUUCAUGCCUUAUCUCCUUUAUGCACCCGCAAACUUUGCCAAUGCAAGCGGCAGGAAUAUCAACGACCGCGCACGUAUGGGUAUUCUGGUUGCAUCGUGUGCCGUCAUUGCUAGCAACCUCUACAUCAUGAUGAACACCUACCGAUGGGAUUGGUUCACUGCUCUGAUCAACGCCAUCAGUAGUAUCUUGAUCUUCCUGUGGACCGGUAUCUACACGUCAUUCGUUUCCUCCGGCCAAUUCUACCAUGGUGCUGCCGAAGUUUACGGAUCGCUGAGUUACUGGGUUGUGCUCUUGCUGACUGUCUUGAUCUGCUUGCUCCCACGUUUCACGUACAACGCCGUUCAGAAGGUGUUCUUCCCACUCGAUGUCGACAUCAUCCGCGAGCAAGUGACGCAAGGCAAGUUCAAGUAUCUGGAUGCAAUCCAAGACCCUCCCAUGCCCCCAAAGGAGGGAAAGGACGGCGAUCUCAAGCCGGUCACUCCCAGCAACGACUCGGCCACCUCUUCGGAGUUGGCAAAGCCAGUGCAGCCAACCAUGAAGCAGGACCCUGGUCUUCACGAUGAAGAGCGACCGUUCUACGCUCCAUCCAUGGCUCCGACCGCGAACACCCACAAUCCUCGCAGUCAGAAUGGCAGCAAUGGAACAAAUUACACUGCCAGCCUUGACCAAUAUCCACGGCCGCAAUCUGUGGAUUAUGUUCGACGAUCUCACGACCGGACACGGCACUCCUUCGAGCGCAGUCGGCCAAGCUUUGAACAGAGCAACGACUUUACCUCCGCGGCUAUGCUAUCGCGGGUAGAGUCAUCGCAGACUCCAAAGCAUCAGCACGAAGACCCGUUCCGAACCCCUGACGAUCCUCCUGUACAUAACAUGAUUUAA